GCCCAGCUGACCAGGCCGCUCUCCCCUUGCUGGUUGCCGCCCCGGCGUGCAGGGCCCGGACGCCGCCAUGUCGGGCCCGUUCGAGCUCUCGGUGCAAGAUCUCAACGACCUGCUCUCGGACGGCAGCGGCUGCUACAGCCUCCCGAGCCAGCCCUGCAACGAGGUCACUCCCAGGGUCUACGUGGGCAACGCGUCUGUGGCUCAAGACAUCCCAAAGCUGCAGAAACUGGGCAUCACCCACGUCCUGAAUGCUGCUGAGGGCAGGUCCUUCAUGCACGUCAACACCAAUGCCAACUUCUACAAGGACUCUGGCAUCACCUACCUGGGCAUCAAGGCCAAUGACACACAAGAGUUCAACCUUAGCGUCUACUUUGAAAGGGCUGCAGACUUCAUUGACCAGGCCUUGGCUCAAAACAAUGGCCGUGUGCUGGUCCACUGCCGUGAAGGUUAUAGCCGCUCCCCAACUCUAGUGAUCGCAUACCUCAUGAUGCGUCAGAAGAUGGAUGUCAAGUCUGCCCUGAGCAUCGUGAGACAGAACCGUGAGAUCGGCCCCAAUGACGGUUUCCUGGCCCAGCUCUGCCAGCUCAAUGACAGACUAGUCAGGGAGGGGAAGUUGAAACUCUAGGGCACCCCACCGCCUCCUCUCUAGAGGUUGGACAGGGGGAGCCCUGGCCGGGGUGUCCGUAGCUGCCACGUUUAGGAAACAAUGUACCCUGCUCCCAGCAUCACCAGGCACUUGCCCACAAAUCUGUCCCAACACCGCCCCGGGCCUCUCUCCCCCUGGGGAACAUAAAGAAGCUUGCUGAGGGACAGUCUUGCUCCCUGGUGUGUCCUGUGCCUGCGAUUUAUGGUGUCCUCGCCCUGAGGUGGGGUCGCGGAGGGGGAAGACCUGCGACAUGCCUGCUUCUGGAGGAGCCGGGGCAGGUCUGUGGACGUGUGAGGCCUGAGACGCUCACAGGGCCCUCCUGGCCUCCCCGACUCCUUACCCCUGGGUCCUGUCCUGAGUGGGGACUGUAGCACCUCGAGCCUUGUAAAGGAACUAUGCAAACUCGGGGCCCCUUCACCCCCAUGUCUGUCUCCCCUUGGCUCCUUGCAGCCGCCCAUCCCCUGCUUGCAGGCAGAGGCGCUCCGUGAAGUCUGAAGCUGGCGUGGGGGAGCCGUCAGUUGUUAAUGGGUGAAAUUCCCGCGAAGAGACCACAUUUGAAUUGCUCCCUUAGGAUUAAAGAUGCCUAGACAGACAAAGAGGCCCUCAGGCGGGCAAACAGUUCCCCCCCGAGGUCUCUCCCGAAUCAGCAGUUUCUAACAUGCGAACCCUUGGGAGGCUCGAGGUCCGAAUCCACGGGGAUAGUUCCCUGGGCCUGCUCGCAGUCACUUGGUUUGUUAGAAGAGCGAUGCCUUGGGCAUGGUUUAUUUUUCUUUUUUAGAAAACAGGGUGUUGAAGUCCAGCCUAUUUAAAAACCCCACCAUUUGGAGAAUUACAAGGGUUUUGUCCUGAAUUAUAGUGUUGGCGAGCCCAAGCCACUCGUGCUAGCUGCUUUUUGUCUCGGUUGCUAUUCUAAGAACAGGAGGAGGAAGUUGGCCAAUUACAGUUUGUGUGUGUGUGUGUGUAUGGGUGUGUGUGUGGCGGGGGGGUCUCAGAAACACAGCCAAAGGACGGACGAGCACGGAGAUGAACGGUCCCCGGCUCACGCCCUGCCCACGUACAGGUCGUUCUUAUGGCUCUCUGGUGCCAGAAAAGACACUGGCCCUUUGGAGCAAAAAUGACUCAGCCACGCAGAAAUGAAGCAUGACGGAGCGUCCAAAUGGAGCCUUUAUCGGUGGUAGAGCAAGCAAGCAAACAAACAACAAGAAACAACUUUUUUUUAGGAAUGCACUAGCUCACACAUGCGUGCGCACGUUUGUCAGAAUAUAGGAUUUUAUUUUCAACAGUCUUGUUAGAACUUUGCAUGAUUGUCGUCAUGGAAAGUGAUACAGUGCUGUGUACAGGUUCCCCAACAGCCAUGCCCCCAACACCUAGCACACAGGUGUCUGUUAGAAGUCCGUGGAAUUAAACGUGUGUGUUUUUUUGAGCACCAAAUAUAGGUAGGGCAUUGUUCUGGUGGGUGUACCAAGCUCCCAGAAUCCUGAAUUUGUGGUAGGAUCACUUGCAAAGAUUUGCAAAGGAGUCUUGCCUGAAGCGAAAUAUCAGGGACUUUUGUUGAAUAUUUAAAGUUGUUUUAAGUUCAAAUCCAGGCGGUGUUACCACGUGGAGGUGUGGAAUGUGCCUUUCUCAGUCGACCAGGAGCUUUCCGCCAGGACAAGGAGAAGCAGGCGUGCCUUUGGAACUCACUCGCAGGUGGCAAGGUCUCUGUCUCAGCGGGGCAGCACUGCGCAGCCUGACCAGCAGGGGCAGCACUGCGCAGCCUGACCAGCAGGGGCAGCACUGUGCAGCCUGACCAGCAGGGGCAGCACUGCGCAGCCUGGGCUGCACUUGUCUCUGUGACCACAGCAGCCCUGAUAUGCUGGCUGCCCAGACAGAGCCACCCAAGUGAAAUGGCCAUCCUCUAAACUCUGUACCUCAGUUUUCAGAUAACCCUCCCACUUAAUCCAACUUGAUCCUCACAAUAACCCUAGCUGGUGGAUCUUCAUGUAUUGUUACCUUAAAAGAAAAAGGAGCUGGGGUCCUGGGGUUCAGGGUGAUUAAGGACAUGACCCCCUACAUUGCCCAGUUUAAGGCAGAAUUGAUGCAAUAUUUCAGGUUUGCUGCUUCCUGAAGCUGAAUUCUUUCUCUCAUACUUCUCAUACGACACUCCUCCUCAAGAAAUGAGCCCCCCUACCCUACCCCCCCCCCCCGCCAUGUCCAGGUGUGCUGCACCUGCCCUUGACCCAGCCCAUGUGUGCAAGGGCCAGUUAGCUUUGUGGACAGAGAACGAUUCAAGCUGUGGUGCCAAGGGAGGUCUAGUGAAGGUCGAGGCAAAGUUGGCACAAAGCCAUCCGUAGUCCAGGAACAGGAGGUAAAAGACUGGGUUCGAAUGUGUGACUCUUCUUCCAGGAAACAUGUAGCCUCCCUAAGCCAGAGCUUCCUGCUCCACUUCUGGAAGAGGCUCCGGAUAUGGGGCCCAGGCAGUGGUCCCCCCACAGGACAGCCACAGCGACUUAGGAGCUCUUGAAGGCCUGUUUAUGGGGGCCUGAGGGGAAAAAGUCAGUGGGAGAAUUAUUGCCUUUACUUUGGGACUACUUUUAUGCUGAUAACUGGGAUUUCUUGACAGUCUGUAGGCUCAGAACCCCCAUAUUUACUUCACAAGAUUUAGCUCCUAGUUCUUCGAGUCAAGUAACAUCAAAUUCUAUCGUGUAAGAGUCAACACGUGCCCAGCACUGAGGGGAAGCUGUUCCUGGGCAGCUUUACCCCUGGGAAGUGAUGGACUAGGAACUCAGGGUGCCCUCACUCCCUCCCCUGACCGGAUCCCUUUCUUCGACUAGCAGACCCCCAAAUUAGAGCACCAAGCGUCUCCUCUAUCUAAAGCAGUACACGUGCCACCGGCUGGUCUGUUUCCCUGCCACUCUGAAUUACCUGGAGAGCAUAAAUCAGCAUCUGCAAAACAAGGGGACUCUGACAGGAGGGUUUUCUAAGAAUCCCCACUUGGAAUUGACCACCACCUGAAAGUUAGAGGGUCUGUCAUAAUAUGGUGACCGCCAGGUGGCGCUGCGUUCCACCCGUGGUGAGGGAUGAUUUGAAAAUGAAUGUUGGUGCCUUUUGUGUCACAAGUUAAUGUUAAGAUGCUAAUGUUUUAAUCAGAAUAAGCACUGAUCUUAUAAUAAAGAUAUAAGCUUUUCUCGCAGGAGAUUUCCUGUUAUAAAACCGGUGUCAAGUAUCACGGAAGAGCCAACGAUGAUGGUCCUUCCAAGUCAAGAUUUUAUUCUGAUUGGGUUAGAGGCUGUCUCCGGGGGAGAGAGCAGAUUGGCCGGAAGCUUACCUUCCCUCCUGUCAGCUUUCAGGGUAACCUGAUUGUGAAAGUAGCAAAUUUUCUGGACAGAAAAGGGGGAAGGUAUUAAAUGGUUUGUUUUUUUAAAAUAAGUUUAAUGUCUGUUAUAUCACAAAUCAGUGUUAAAAUACUAAUACUGUAACCAAAAUAAAUGUCUUAUAUUACCAA
Molecule: messenger RNA, 4130 nt
Organism: Myotis lucifugus (little brown bat)
Lineage: Eukaryota; Metazoa; Chordata; Mammalia; Chiroptera; Vespertilionidae
Gene: DUSP3
Product: dual specificity phosphatase 3
Exons: 3
Coding region: 68-625 (185 amino acids)
Biological process (GO): negative regulation of MAPK cascade; protein dephosphorylation
Cellular component (GO): cytoplasm
Molecular function (GO): protein tyrosine/serine/threonine phosphatase activity; MAP kinase phosphatase activity
Source: RefSeq, a predicted model, not a curated record